This is a messenger RNA of Grosmannia clavigera kw1407, 234 nucleotides long. Its product is annotated as DNA-directed RNA polymerases n subunit superfamily. Gene Ontology annotation, cellular component: RNA polymerase I complex; RNA polymerase II, core complex; RNA polymerase III complex. Lineage: Eukaryota; Fungi; Ascomycota; Sordariomycetes; Ophiostomatales; Ophiostomataceae. The transcript is spliced from 4 exons. Gene Ontology annotation, molecular function: DNA binding; DNA-directed RNA polymerase activity; zinc ion binding. The record is from RefSeq and is a predicted model, not a curated record. The coding region runs from base 1 to 234 and encodes 77 amino acids. Gene Ontology annotation, biological process: tRNA transcription by RNA polymerase III; transcription by RNA polymerase II; transcription by RNA polymerase I.
AUGAUUAUCCCCAUCCGGUGCUUCUCCUGCGGCAAGGUGGUCGGCGAUCUCUGGGAGCGCUACCUCAAACUUCUAGACGACAACGUUCCCGAUGGCGACGCCAUGGAUCAGUUGGGCUGCAAGCGGUACUGCUGUCGGCGUAUGAUCAUGACACACGUGGACUUGAUUGAGAAGCUCCUCAAGUACACUCCGGACGGCCGUAGCGAGAAGAAGAUUGCUCUUGCCAACCAGUGA